Molecule: messenger RNA, 1618 nt
Organism: Chlamydomonas reinhardtii
Lineage: Eukaryota; Viridiplantae; Chlorophyta; Chlorophyceae; Chlamydomonadales; Chlamydomonadaceae
Exons: 4
Coding region: 167-1135 (322 amino acids)
Source: RefSeq, a predicted model, not a curated record
GUAGUCAACGAGAGCGUUCAAAUCAGCUAUCCAAUACGGUAUAAAUAACUGCAGAGUUGUGGGCGACCGUAGUUCAGGGUUGGUCCUCAGUUUUCGUCAAUGCCAGGCUUCUCACCGCACAGCUACAGUGGCCGGCCACGAGCCGCGCACGUCUGGCGUGGCCCAGAUGGCCAGGCUCCUGGGCCUGCCCAGCCCCCACUGCAGCGACGGCGGCGACGGCAACAGCGGCGAUGGCAGCGGCAGCAGCGGCGGCAGCGGCGACAGCAGCGACGGCGUCGGCGGGGCCAGAAACGGAGGUGGCGGCGCAAGGGGGGCGGGAGGUGGAAGGGCAAGAGGCCAGACAGGCCGUCGGCUGUGGCUGCAGGCACGGCUAAAGGAGCAGCCGGCGCUCAAGCGCUGUCAGGCGGGGAUACCCAGUGCGCGGGUGGCGUCGGCAGCUGACCAUGAGCGGCGAAUACGCUACCUCUACUCUGGAGGUGGCGUGGACGCGGCGGCGGCGGCCGGGUCUGCGCCUGCGCCGGUGCAACAGUACGGGCUGUGGCAUCUGCUCCGUUUCUACCGGCAGUGGGGCCAGCGGCGGUGGCGCCUGACUGUCCAUGUGCGGACGCAGAAGGUGCUGGAGCACACGGCGCAGCAGCUGGCUGGUGGAAGGCCCAAGGAGGAGGUCAUUGUUGGCUGGGGCAACGCCAACACUGGCUAUGGCGGUUGCAUCAGCAGGUUGGGGCGGGGCCCAAACCGGGCACUGCUCCGCCUGCUGGUGGACAAGUACGCGCACCUGGUGGUGUACGUGGACGAGUUCUACACAUCGCAGGGACGUGACGUCAACUCCGCAACCAACAUCCGGCACGCGCUGGUGGAGAUGCUGCUGGGGCACAAGCGACCUGCAUCGCUGCAGACUGGCGGCGGCGGCGGCGGCGGAGGUGGCAGCGGCGGCGGCGGCAGCGGCGGCGGCGGCAGCGGCGGCAGUGGCGGCGGCAGCGGCGGCGGCGGCAGCGGCGGCGGCGGCAGCGGCGGCGGCGGCAGCGGCAGCAGCGGGGGCGCGUGCGCGCAUCUUGGUAGCGGAGGGGGCGGGAAAGGCCACGUGGAGGAGGAGAGCGCAGCGCCGCCCAAGAAGCGGCGCAAGCGCGCAGGCUGAGGAGCCGGCUGGCGGUGUCUAGGUAGCGGUCCGCGGUGGGGCUGGCAGGGCAUCCGUAGCGGCAUGACAAGCAGUGCGGCUGUUGACAACUGUGCUGCGUCUGGCUACAGUUGGCUCUGCUGUGGCAUCGCGAUUGCUAGGCACCUGGUUUGGCUACCGUACUGACGCUUGAAAUCUUUUUUAUUAUAUUCGAAAACGUCAAAAUAAAACUAAUACUGAGCAAAUGGGCCAAAUUCCAGGGGGUCGGAUAAAAUUUCUAGACAUGUUCAGAGACGUAAUUGGACAUGUCUGGGGACAAAGCCUGCUGGAAUUUGGUCUGUUUGGGGUCGGAAGUUGUAGCGAAUGCUGCUUAGCUGCAUUCGAAGCACAGGAAAGGCUUUUGACGCUGUGUUAGAGCUGGUCCACGCGUGGCACGCCACACCGCCAUCCGUCCCAUAAAACUUCAAGACCUGACUGGCCCCCGGGAUAAAAGUUAAAAACAUA